AUGACCACACAAACAGAUACCGAAGAUUUCGUUAACCAUUUGAAGUCUGUCCUCCUCGAGCUCAACGCGCAUCCCUAUCCCGAGGUAGAAUGUCCACCUAGCUUACCAAAGCGCGCCUCCGUUGCCCUCAUCUUGCGCAUACAACCCAACUACGCGCAUUGGCCCACCCUCUCAGACGACCCUCUACCAAAUCUACCCCGAUCGCCAACACGACGCCGCCGGUCCUCCGUCGCGUCAACAUCGAGUCACAAAUUCAACUUUGAGGCUAUACUCAAUGCGUUCUUCGAACAAGAUUGGGUGAAGCAUGGCGAUCCUGAGAUCUUAUUCAUCAAGAGAGCGACGAGGGUUGGCGACAAGUGGAACGGACACGUUGCACUGCCGGGAGGGAAGCGGGAUCCUGAAGACGAUGAUGAUGCUGUCACGGCAGUGAGGGAGGCAUUGGAGGAAGUUGGAAUCGAUCUGGGGUACCGCAAUGCGAUCGCCGUGGGCAACUUGCCUCAGAGGAUCGUCACGACGAGCUGGGGAAAAGUACCGUUGAUGGUCCUAUGUCCCUACGUUUACCUCCUAACAUCGCCUUCCUACCCUGCGCAACGACUCCAACCGACCGAAGUAGCCUCCUCACACUGGGUGCCGCUACGCGCCUUACUAUCUCCCGAUCUCCGCACCCACGAAUACGCCGACGUCAGCGCACGCCUCGCGAAAUCUGAACUCGGCAUCAAGCGCUGGUUCCUGCAAGCUAUGCUCUCGAAAAUGAUGUUCGCGGCUAUUCAACUUGUGCCUGCGAGUUCAACGCACUGUGCGACGAUACCAGACUUCAUCCCAGCUGGCGAUGCUUCAGCAAGGGGCGUGAUUGGCAAGGUUAAAGAGGUGCUAGGAGGUUCAAAGGCUGGACACACGGAUCGGAAGCCACCACUACUCCUCUGGGGACUGACACUGGGUGUUGUGAGUGAUUUCCUGGAGCACAUACCACCUCACAAUGCGCUGGAGCUGUGGACGUAUCCAACGUUCACGAACUGGGACGUGCGGUUCGUUAUGUGGGCUCUGUCCUAUAGGUUUCGAAAGCAAAAAGCGCUGGAGCUUUCGACGACAACCACCUCGUCAAGCAUUACAGGGGAUUCGAGGGAGACUCCUGUCCAAAACCUAGCCGGCGCGGGGGCCGAAGCACUGGGCGGCUUGAGUGAAGGGUCGGAGAAGCCAGGAGAGGUGGGCAUAGCGGGCUUGGGAGUAGGACGGGGUUGGGGACAGACUGGGAGAGCGAAGAUGACUGCAAGGGGAGCAGCCGUAAACUCGAUGCUAGAAGGGUACUAUCCUAUUGUAAGAAAAGCAGUGGCUACGGCACUAGCAGGCAGAAUAGGUGUUGCUGCUCUGUUAGUGUUUUGGGCGUGGAGGAGUUUCAAGAAGAGCAGGUAA
Cucurbitaria berberidis CBS 394.84 is the source of this 1410-nucleotide messenger RNA. RefSeq lists its product as uncharacterized. The transcript has 2 exons. The record is from RefSeq and is a predicted model, not a curated record. Gene Ontology annotation, molecular function: coenzyme A diphosphatase activity. NCBI's taxonomy places the organism in Eukaryota, Fungi, Ascomycota, Dothideomycetes, Pleosporales, Cucurbitariaceae. The coding region runs from base 1 to 1410 and encodes 469 amino acids.